AUGAAUUAAGGAGAUAAUUUCAUGUAAUUUUUCAUCAUUAGAUAGUGAAGAACUGUUGGAUGGUUUUCGUAUAUCUGAAUGCUAAAGUUAAGGAAAUGAAAGUGCAUUUAAAAAUCUAUUAAGUCAAGUAAAAGAGAACAGAAAAUAACUCAGUAAGCAGUUAUAUUAAAAACAACCAUUUUCAAAUGAAUCUUCUUAAUAAGGUUCUACUUAUACAUAGUUUUCUUUGAGUAGAUAGAGCUUCAAUACAAAUGAAGAGAGUGUAUAAUGUUAAAUAGAGAAAGAAACAAUUAAACAGAACUAACUCUAAAAUGUAAUUGUUACAAUUUUGAGAAAAAUAACUGACUAUAAGAAGCAUACAGAUUCUGUUCUAGAAUUAUUAUAAGGAUUUAAUAAAGAUGAUGAAGUUGCUUAACAAGAGGGAAUUUAAUCAAAUUAGUUACUUUAAUAAAGUAAAAAAAAUGCAGUGGAAGCAUAGGAAUAUCAUUAAUUACUGAAAAAUGCUUAAGAUAUGUAAAAAUAAAUCUUACUUGAUAAACAUUAAUUAAUUUAAUAAGAAAUAAAAGAAUUAUAAAAUGAUUAUAUUGAAUAUAGAUUGAAAUAUUAACAGAAAAUUGAAAUAAUCUAAUAAUAAAAAUAAGUUAUAGCAGACCUAGAUGAGAAGAAAGCAAAAAUAUAACUAAAAUAAUAGGAAUAAUCAACAGUAAUUUACUAUGCGAAUACAAUAAAGCUUUUAGAUGAGAUGAUAAAUAAAGAUGAUCCACGCAAUUUAUUUCAAUAUUAAUUUGAACAAAGAUAAUAAAUAAUUAGAUAAAAUAAGAAACUAUCAUAAUCAUAAGCUCAAUCAUCAAAUGCUGCAUCUGUUAUGAAUAUAUUUGCAACUCAAAUAGAAUAAGUAGAAUAAGAAAUUCUUGAAUCUCCAAAAGCAGAAGAAAAAGAAAAAGAUUUGAAAUUAUUAGAAUUAAUAAAGAGUUCUAAUAAUUAAUUAAAUGAAUUAGAUAUAUAAUAAGAUUUAUUAGCUUUUGCAGAUAUAGUAAUUCAAAAUUAUUAAGAAUAUAAGGAAUAAUUUGAUAGAUUAGGAUUUUAAUUUAUAUAAUUAAAUGAAAAAAAAUUUGAACUUUAGUAAAUUAUGAGAGAAACAAAUUAUUGUAAAUAUCCUGAGACAUCAAAUGGUCUGUUACCUUUAAAGUUAUCAGAUAAUUAUAAUAAUAAUUAGAUUACUUUAAAUAUUUUAUCAACAAGUGUUGAACUAGAUUUGAAUGAAUAGAGAAAUGAGAAUGAAGUAAAACGAAUUCAAAAUGCAGUGAUUAGAUUAUUUAAUUUUUUAAGAAAUCAUGUGGCAAGAGUUAACCAUUUAAUUAAACAUAUAUAAGAAUUAAGUGAAUUGGUUCCAUCAACUAUUUUUAUAGUUUUGGAAUAAUUAAAAAAUUCUUUGUAUAUAAAUGAGAUAAUCAGAACACCAACAUAAAAGAAGCCAUCUAUGUUGGCUACAACAAUUUUAGAAUAGAAAUAAGAAUUUGUCCAUGUUAAACAUGCUAAAUUAUUGUCUUAAAAAUAAAUGUUAAAUACUGUUCAUAUUCCUAAGAAACAUGUUCAUGCAUCAAUUACAAAAUUUAAGUAUUUAUAAAUUGUACAAAAAUUCAUUAAGUCACUUCUCUCUGAUGAAAUAGAAAGAUUGUUUAUUUAAUAAGAUAUGGUAGAUGAGUAAAUAAAUAAAUAAUUGUUUUAGAUUAACAAAAGAGGUAUAAAAAUAUUGUGAAGAGAAUGAUCCUGAUGAAGAGGCCUUGAUGAGAUAUUUAGGAACCAAAAAAAUGUUCUUUCAACAUCAUUUAUAAUAAAGGACUAGAGGAAUGUUGAAGAAUGCUCUCUCGAAAUUGGGUGAAAUACAUUAGAAACUAAAAUUUUAAAGUUAAUAACGUAAUUAGUAUUUUUUUAUUUUUAGUUCGAUUAAAAGGUUUAGAUUUUACUGAAAGUAAGUUUAAAAGUGGAUGUGCUUUUAAUAAUAAUGAACUUCAAAUGAAAUCAUGCUAGCGUACAACAUCAAAUCAUUUUGUAUCUAGCUAAUAAUCAUUUGAUAAUGUCUCGAUCAAUCAUUCUGAACAUAGUAAACCUCAUGGAGGGAAGGAUGUAUUUCAUUUACUAAAAAAAUUGACAAAUGUUAAUGAUAUGUAAGAGAUAGUAUAAUAAGAUUCUGAAGAUGUAAAAUAUAAUUUUAUUUAUAUUAGAGUAUAGAUAAAGAGAGAGAUAAAUUAAAAAAAUAAUAAUAUUUUAUCAAAAGUUAAGUUAAUACAAAAAAUAAAACACAGAAAAAUUUAGAUGAUGAUGUAUUUUACAGAUUAAAUCCAUAAAGAUAGAAUCCUAAUAAAGAAUUAAGAAAUUAACUAGGUAUUUUGAGACAUAUGAGAAUUGGUAAAAUAAUUAUUCAUAUAUUUUUUUAGGUGCUGCAAGAAGUAGUUGUUCAAUUGAUUAAGAAAUGAAAUCUGAAAUUUGGAAGAUGACUUGUCCUGUUUAACCUAGUAAAAUAAAAACUCGUAAAGAUACAUUUAGAAAAUUAUUCAAUUCGUCAGAUAAGAAAUAAGUCGAUCUCUUAUCCCAAAAGAAAAUUUAAACUAGAUCAUUUUAGACAAAUCUAAAUUAGCUACCAAGAAAUACUUAUACUUCAGGAGAUGAUGCAGAAGCAAUAUGGAAGAAAAAAUAUAGAGCUAAGAAAAUUUUGAAUGCCAUAUCAGUAAAGGAAAGUUAGAAAGAGAAAUUUGGGUUUUUAGAAGUUAUUUGA
Molecule: messenger RNA, 2776 nt
Organism: Paramecium primaurelia
Lineage: Eukaryota; Ciliophora; Oligohymenophorea; Peniculida; Parameciidae
Source: the annotation of a GenBank genome assembly